Messenger RNA from Penicillium samsonianum, 3561 nucleotides. RefSeq lists its product as uncharacterized. The transcript is spliced from 6 exons. NCBI's taxonomy places the organism in Eukaryota, Fungi, Ascomycota, Eurotiomycetes, Eurotiales, Aspergillaceae. Bases 1 to 3561 code for a protein of 1186 amino acids. The record is from RefSeq and is a predicted model, not a curated record. Gene Ontology annotation, molecular function: ADP binding.
AUGCCACCGAACAAUACUCAGCCUGGUCUCAGACAUCGUGCGGGACAAAUACUCGAGCUAUGGCGUCUCUUCUCAUAUGCCGUCUUCGUUUUGUUCCUUCUAGUCUUGCUAUUACCGGGAUUCUUUAUUCCGAUCUUUGGAGAUCUGUUUUACCCACCUCGAAGUGCUAAACCGCCCAAGUUACCUUACGGAUUAUCACUGGUAGACACUAUUGAUACCCUUGGCCCGAAGACUGCUGAUGUGAUAUUCGUCCAUGGGCUUGGGUCCUUUCCUGACACAACAUGGCAAAAACAGCCCCCUGCGGGUCCAGCAUCCCCUGGCAACGAAAAGUCCAAUAUAUCGUGGAUACGGGACCUUUUACCUUCUGACCUUCCUGCUGCUCGACUUCUUUUCUAUAAUUACGACUCUACCACAUAUAACGACGCCCCGCAGAAGAAUCUUCACGAUAUGGCCGGUGACUUGCUGUAUAGCCUUCAGAUUUCACAACUGAGAACAACAGUGCAGGAGAAGUCACGGCCGAUUAUAUUUUUGUCUCACAGCUAUGGUGGAUUGGUAGUCAAAGAAGCUCUGGUUCAAGCGCAUUCAAACCCAGAACAAAACAGGGACCUUUUGACGAAUAUUUUCGGAAUAAUAUUUCUGGGUACACCACAUAAGGGAGUUGAAUAUUCUAGAUAUGCACAAGAGAUGACGCUACAUCUCAAUCGUUUGGGCUCGAAUCCCGACAUAUUCGUUUCGCUAGAAACGAAUUCCGACUCAUUGAGAAAACUACACCAACUAUUCAUUACAUCUUUUAAGAGCUUGCAUAUGGUCAAUUUUUUUGAGACUCGCAAGCUUGAAACUAAGUUAAUCCCCCUCACUUUGCUUCCCUUACGUAUAAUGAUAGUGGAGAAAGACUCAGCCACAUUUGAGGCUCCAAACACGACAAAUCACCUUAUCGAUACAGACCACAGUGGCCUCAAUAAAUUCCGUGCCCGGAAUGAAGAAGGGUACAGGAAAAUCCUUCAAACCCUUCGAUUUAUGAUCAAGGGCGCUUCCCAAAGGAGGAAAGAGACAAAAGGAUGUGAUCGAGGAGAAGCUGCGGCGUUACCAAGUUCUCUGGGCACCAUGGCGCACACCGUUCCAUACCAGACUGUCAAAACAUUUACAAACCGCGUCUCCUGCUUAUCUCGACUUGCAGAAAAUCUCCAUGCUGAAGAUGCACGUCGUGAUCCUCCUCGAUCUGUUGCUUUGUGGGGUCGCGGCGGCUCAGGAAAGUCCCAGCUUGCGUUACGAUAUUUCGAAACUCAUCGGAGCCAUUACGACCCGGUCCUUUGGAUCGAUGCACAUAAUCCCAAUAGCGCACUACAAAGCUUUUCCGACGCUUUCGAAGAACUCAAUCUUGAGUACCCUUCCGAGUUAAUAGAUCAACUUCGCAAAGACCAAGAGCCUGAUGGUAUGGACCCAGCAUCGAUAGGGACAAACCGUAUUGUCAAGGCAGUACUCAACUGGUUAAAGAAUCGUGGUCCACAACAUACUAAAUGGCUUGUCGUCAUCGAUAACGCCGACGAUCUCUCUUGGGUGCGCCAGCUGAUUCCCCGAGGAAAUAGAGGAUCUGUUAUCAUCACGAGCCGAAAUAAGCUUGUGGGGACCCUCGUCAAUGAAGCUAUUCCCGUGGACCGCAUGACGAAAAAUGAAGCGGUAGAGCUCCUCUCCCGGAGUGCUGACUUGGAUGGCUCCUGGUUGAAUAAUACCAGGGGUGACACCUUUCAAGGAGACAAGCAGUAUGAAAAUGCACUUGCCAUUGCCAAUAAGUUGGAAUAUUUUCCGCUCGCCAUCGACCUUGCGGGGUACUAUAUUUCCCAGGCCCCUAGCAUGCAGGAAGAUCUAUCACUCUUCCUGGAGGCUCUCGAGAGAAACCCGCAGAAAGUGCUAAUGACCAGCCGGCCAGAAAACGUGGACACCUACCAGCUCACUGUCGCUAAUGUGUGGGAGCUGUCUUUCAGUGCCAUCAACAGGACCAAUCCUACUUCAGCCAAUCUGCUACUUCUACUGUCCUUUUUCAACCCUGCAAACAUCGAGGAUCGACUAUUUGCAGAGGCAUGUACAGGAGUCUCAAUUGCGAACAAUGAUCCGGUGGUUUGGAAACAACAACUUCAUUUUGUCUUGGCUCUGCUACGUCCGUGGAAUUGGUACCGAUGGUACUGGAAUUGGGGGCGAUCGUACUUGAAAUGGUUGCUACCGCAAUCGCUACUACCACAAUGCUGGCUGCCGCGAUGUUGGCUGUUACCAGGCCUUGCUAUAAUGGCCGUGUUUUUCGUCUACCGCAAAAGAUCAAGUCUAGCCCAGUAUAGAGAGUCAAUUGGAUGGGCCGUCCAUCCACUCUCCUAUUUUUUUUUGAUGAGUCUCAUCCUUGCCGUCUUCAGAAAAUGGGAUGAAGACUACUGGGAUAAAAUAACGAAACCCGAACAACUUCAAGAUUCUCAUGCUGGGACCUCGUUCUAUCUCGAGCUGGGUAGUUACAUUAUUUUUAUUUCCUUGUGGUUAUCUGCGAUACUCCCAUCAGGUACUGCGGGAUUGAGGCGAGAUUUCGAAGUAUCCAUACGCAGAUCUGCCAACACUGUGUCAUCCUUGCAGAUUCCGGAUACUUUAUUACUCUCGGUUGCUUCAGGUAUUCUAGUCGCGGGAGUGGGCCUAUAUAUUUCCCGAUCUGAUCUUUCGAGCCUUCGGUCUUACACACCAGACGUUGAGUUCUUCAAGUCAAGCACUGUCGUGAAAGAUCUAAUAUGGAAAUCCGACAUCGAAGAAGAGAGAAAGGCUCAUGUUGAAGCCAUCAGCGAGUUUCUCAAAGAAGAAGCUCAAGGCGCAAACUCUCACUCCUUCAUCUGGUUCCUAAAAUGGUCGUUGGUGAUAACCAGAGUAUAUGUUGGUUUCGUGUUCGGGGUGAUUGCAUUUCUAGCAUUUUGUCUCUGGCUGUUUGAGAUUGGGCACCUUGGAGGGUUAUUCAAAGUAUCUCCAUGGAACAAAGUCUUCCCAAAUGCUGAGAGUCAACGUCUCACUUCAAGAUUUAAACUCAUCCUACUCCUCGUCGCUGCCACUAUAUGGGGCGCCGUCUCAUACCUGGCACUAGGGUUCCUCUGGCAAGAACAAGACAGCCCUAGCUCCUUUUUUCGAUUACCUCCAGAAAGCCCAGGGCUACUGAAAGGCCUCUUGGCAUCUUCAGAGGAUGGAAGGUGGAAUUCAGAACCCUACAUGCAAGCUCUAGCCCCAUUAUUGAACCAUGGUUUGAUACAGCGCACACCGAGCCGCGGCCAUUCCGUCCAUGACCUCGUACAGUGGUGGGGAAGGCAGCGCCUGGAUGUCGCCGAGCGACAGAUAUGGGCAAUGGAGGGAAUCAGGCUUGUCCAGUAUGCGCUGCAAACCGAAAGUACUAGGGCUGACGUUCAUUUUCUACGACACGUGGUGAAUCAGCUGAUUGAGAUCGCCAGUAUUCUUACGUCUGAUCAGAAUUACCUGUAUGCGGAUAUGAGGGAACUCAUGGUGUCGUUGAUAUUGAGCCUGAAGUACAUUGACAACCUGCAGUGA